AUGGCAGCUCGUUAUGAGAGCAAAGCUCACGGAUUACAACAGCCACCAAGUACAUUCCAACCUUCCCAGGCGAGUUUCGGCCCGGAAAGCCGUGGGCAUCGCUCAAGGAUGCCUUCGCGCGAAGGGUUUGGCUUGCCUGCCCGCCCUUCCUCUCCUGUCACUCGUCGUAGACCCGAGUCCAUCGACGACCGCAAUCAGCACCGGAACGCUCCGACCUAUAGACACUCCCCAAAGACGCCACCAAAGAGGACGACUUCGGUGCCCCACACCUUUGUUACUCCACCUUCGGCCGACAAUCCGUACCCUCGAACAGAGGCAGCGACCAGGACGCGUAGCACUCCGCACUCCCGCACGGCCCUGUCCAGCGCAAUGUCGAGAUGCCGAUCGAGCCCCGGUCAGGAGACGAGUGUGCAAGCUUUGGCUGCUCUGGCGACAUCGGCCGAUAUGUCUCGCCUCGCCAAUCUCUGUUCUCCACGCUCCCCACGCCUUCGUCCAGCAUCGCUCAACGCCAGCAGCGCCGGCCAAUUGGGUGCACCGCUAAGCCCUGAGCGCAACGGACCUCACGUGAAGCACGUGCCAAUCGCUUCGGGAGCGGUGAUUCCGAACCCUUCUGCACCCGAAUCGCCAGAGAGCGACAGGACAAGAUUCCCUUGGAAUAUCCGCCUAUGGAAUGCGAGUCUCCCGGCACUCGACUCUGCAUUGCUACCAGACUCUCCCCCCAAACGUAAGCCAGAAAGCCCAGAGUUCUCGGGUGGAAUCGAAGACUUGAAGCCUCAGGUGAAAAGUAAAUCGCCACCUGCCCGCCGUCAACGAGCAGUCAGCGAGUGUGUCAGCUUAGGCUUGGGCCCCGCUUUCGAAGAUGAUCCGUCUGAGCUGGCAACGAAGCGACAGUCACUGGGUGCUGCUCAAGGCACGCCACCUUUCGAUGCCCCUCGCGGUCCAAGACGCCGUAGCCCAUCCGGUACAUUUCGAAGAAGGGUUGGAUCCGGCUUUCCUAGCCUUUCAAAGGCUGAUGGAGAAAGCCGUGGCGGUCAGAACAGUCCCCGCACACCCCCACUGUCUACCCUACUGAACAACUUUCGUCCAUCCGGUCUCGGGCUUGCUAUCGCAGGCACCACCCCUGCCUACAAACUUCAUCGUGAGUUCAAACCCUCUUGUUGCCGCGCUUCACAAAGACUGAUCUCUUCAUCGCCUUGCAACAUUUUCAGAGCUCCCCAGCCUGACUGACUCGCCGCUCUCUAGCACUAGCUCGGUCCCUAGCAUCGUCAUCACGCCUCCCGCGGCUUUGACGAUUCACUCUCCUUCGCAGCUGUGCUCACCUCUUGGCAAAGCCACGUUACACUCACACGAAGAUGAUCACAACUCUUCUCCCUGGUUCAAGACUGCGCUUGAUCUAGGGGCGCAAGCGUCCCACACGCACGCCGAGCCAGGGAGCUCUUCAAAGUUGUUGGAAAGUAGCCCAGGAGAACUGGUACCGUCAAUCAGCGAGCCGCGUUCGACUUCUUCGCCGGCGGCCGAUGUGCAUCCGAAGCUUCAAUUGGAACUCUCAGCAGAAGCCCGGCAGACUCGGCACCUGCAAGAUGAGACCGCGUUCUCCGCCUUCGCAUCACGCAUCGAUGAGCGGCUGUCUGCCUUUUUCCAAUACAGAGAGGGAGCGGAUGUGGAGCAAAUAGUGCGACGAGCCCGAAUUUGGAUGCUAGACGCCGUAGGAAUGGACUUGUCCAACACAAUGCCCCACAUGCGUCUGCCAAGCAUUUGUCUCAUGCCGAGCCUGAUGCGCAUCAGGUGGAUCGACUGCGGUGAUCGAAAGGAGUGGGUGCCUGCCGAAGUGGCCGUGGCAUGGUACGAUGCUGCGUGCAACCGCGUGAUGGAGCACUUUGUGUCCGGCAUCUUUGCAAUGCUCAACGAGUGAGUUCUGAUCGAGCCGCGUGCCGAGGACUAUGCGCUGAAUCUAGACCGCGUACAAACUUCCAUUGCCGCUCUACAGUACUCGAGCACCCAGAGACUUGGCCGCUGGUCUAGCUCUAAUGAUCAGCUUGCUUCGCGUGGAUAUGGUCGCCCCUCAUCCAGCCACAGACGUGGAGGCCGAGGAGACGGAUGCAGCGCCUGGAACAGAUCCGUCGUCAGACAUUCUCGCACCUUUCGGCCUAGCCCCGAGCCCAGUGCUUUUGUCGGAUUGCUUUGCACCUCCCUCUGUUCAUCCCGAUGCCGGGUGCCGAUCUACAGAAGGUAAUAGCUUGGGACUUUGGGGACACGCGAUGCUCGAGAGCAGCCCACGCCCCUCUCCGAUCAGCAUUGCGUAUCUGCAUCCUGGCCAGGCGUUGAUGACCACGGUACAGACGACGAUCGAGGCGGUUCUUGAACGCGGGGUAGCGGUCCGCGAAAAAGCUUGCAUGCUCAGCGUUCCUUCCAACCCUCGGCGUAAGACUAGAAAGCAGGUUGCCGCCGCGGCCGCUGCAGCAGCCGCAGCAGCAGCCGCUUCAACGGCGGAAGGAAGCUCCAUAGAAGGCGAGCAGGAUGCCAGUGGAAGCACCCUAAGCGACGCAACACUGCACUCGGCGAAUGCUGAGCUCAAUGAUUUGGAAAUGGCUACCAAGGGCGAAAUCACGGCUGAUGAGCUGCGAAGAAGGGAGCUCACUCGCGCCAUCGUCGGCUCCAGCAAAGAUCGUUUCUGCAGCAUGCACGUGAUGCGCUUUGUUGGAGAGGUGAGUGACAGGCGUCCGCAGGACCUUGCAGCGCGGCGCGAGAGCUGAUAGAGUGUUGCUUCACACUCCUUAGCUGUAUCAACGUCGAGUGCUAGACUUCGAAACCUUUCAGGCAUGGCUCGACCGAACGCUAUUCCAGACGGUCCACUUGGGCAUACCCUCUCGCUUCGAGCUCGAGGCGAGCUGCACAUUGCUCGCGACCGCUGGGGCUGCGCUGGAACAAGCUUCGCGUCUCGCGGGCUGUUGUCAAGUCUCCCAAGAGCCCAAAGCUCAGCCAGUCCCGCAGUGUGGUCUUGGCACCGACGACGUGGCGCCUCGUACUCCUCAGCGGCUAGAGUCCAUGUCUACAUCUUCAUCGCUUCCGAUUCUUUCUCUUCAGUUGAGCAACCUAUCCUCGCCUACAAAUGUGACUGCCGCUCGUCGGGUGGACGGUGCACCACCCAGUCACUGGAUCAACGAGAGUCCUCAAGCCCUGCGGAAGAGUGUCAUGGCCCGCUGGUCUCCCAGAGCCAGCUUUCAGACCCUCUCUUCCUCUCAGAGCUUGCCAUCCUCGCGCGUCACCUCUCCCACCCACGCCUUUGCGCCUCUGUCGCUGGCGCCCGCCAUCAUGUCCCGACAGGUCUCUCUGCCUGGCAAGGUCCCCGCCUCUGCUCCGCCGACCUCGUUGACAUUCGAAACGUGCUGCAACGCCAUUGAACACAUUACUCUCAAAGCGGCGAUGGCUAGAAUCAGAGAGCUCUCCUCGAUACCAGAAUUUGGUACCCAGAGCAGAGGCAUCUGUGAAGUGAGUCGUUGCACUGAGGUUAGGAAGUCCUCGAAACGCAUCGUGUGUGCUGACAUUUGCCUCUGGCUCCUUGCAGUGGCUCCUCUUCACUCGCGCCAAUGAUUGGUCUGUGCCAAGUAGCCCCUCGGCAGCUCAUAGGGUGCCGGGUCCGCCCGGUCUCACUCCACCACCACGUCGAUCCUCGUCGUCCAGAGGAUCUGCAGCACGCGCGCACGCUCUGCCAGCAUCCGACUGA
Ceraceosorus bombacis is the source of this 3724-nucleotide messenger RNA. NCBI's taxonomy places the organism in Eukaryota, Fungi, Basidiomycota, Exobasidiomycetes, Ceraceosorales, Ceraceosoraceae. The record is from the annotation of a GenBank genome assembly.